GGUGCGCGCCCCCGCGGCAGUCGCGUGGUCCCCGCGCGGCUCCAUAUUGCGGCGGCACCGGGGUCGGGGGGUUCCCGGCGGGGCUCGGGGGCGCGCAGAUGGCGACGCAGGUGGAGGCGCUGCUGCCCGGCACGGCCCCGCUGCUGCCCGCCGAGGAGCGCGCCCUGGUGCUGAAGCCGCCGCAGGACGGCGGCCGGGAGAAGGGCGAGCCGCCCAUGGGCCCCGACGGCGGGCCGGCGGCGCCGAGGCCGCCGAGCGCUAAGCAGCAGAAGGAGGAGAGCAACAACCAGGAGAAGGAGAGCCUGCUGAGGGCCGGCGGCGAGGCGGAGGACGGCGGCGAGGCGGGCGGCGCGGGGCGCCGGGAGUUCAUCGAGGCCCCGCCGCCCAAGGUGAACCCCUGGACGAAGAACGCGCCGGCCGUGAACGGGCAGUCGCCUCCCGAUAUAUUUCCAGCUGAUGGCCAGUCUGAACUUUCAACUCCAGCGAAAGUGGUGAGGGCUGCCAACCCGAGACAGAGGAAAGGAAGCAAGGUUGGUGACUUCGGUGAUGCCACAAAUUGGCCAACACCUGGAGAAAUAGCCCACAAGAGUGUCCAGCAGCCACACAAAGCACCGUCCCUUCGGAAGCUGCCUGUCAAGAAAGACAUGAAAGAGCAGGAAAAGGGGGAUGGGAGCGAUGGCAAAGAAAGCCUGAAAACCAAAUCUGAUGAGUCUGGGGAGGAGAAGAAUGGUGAUGAUGACAACCAGAAGUCAGCCCAGAAGAAGAAAGGCAACAAACACAAGUGGGUCCCUCUGCAGAUAGACAUGAAGUCAGAGGUGCCUAGGGACAAAACGGCCUCUCGGAACAACCGGCAAAACGAGCAGCACAGGCACCCCUCCAACAACCGCAGCGAGCUCAAAGGCUGGCACCCCGACAACAAGCACGAGCGCAGCUGGCAGGACCACGAUGAGACCUCCAGCGUGAAGAGCGAGGGAGGGGCCGUGCGAGGAACCUUCCGGGGCCGGGGACGCGGCCGGGGCAGGGGCCGGGGCCGUGGCAGAGGAGGGCACUUUGACUACCAGUAUGGAUACCGGAAAUUCGAGGGCUCGGACGGCUCCCGCACCCAGAAGUACGCCAGCAACAUCACCUACUACUUUGACAACAUCAGCAGUGCUGAGCUCUACAGCGUGGACCAGGAGCUGCUCAAGGACUACAUCAAGAGGCAGAUAGAAUAUUACUUCAGUGUGGACAACCUGGAGCGGGACUUCUUCCUGCGCCGCAAGAUGGACUCGGACGGCUUCCUGCCCAUCACGCUGAUCGCCAGCUUCCACCGCGUGCAGGCGCUGACCACCGACAUCGGCCUCAUCAUCAAGGCUCUGAAGGACAGCAAGGUGGUGGAAAUCGUGGAUGAGAAGAUCAGGAGAAAAGAGCAGCCAGAAAAAUGGGCUCUGCCUGGCCCUCCUAUGGCAGACUACACACAGACAGACUUCUCACAGUUCAUCAAUUGCCCUGAGUUUGUGCCCCGGCAGAGCUUCCAGAAGGAGACUGAGUCUGCUCCAGGCUCCCCACGUCCUGCCAGCCCAGUCCCCACCAAAACAGAGGAGGUCAGUAACCUGAAGACAAUGCCCAAGGGCCUGUCCACAAGUCUGCCAGACCUGGAUUCAGAGACAUGGAUUGAAGUGAAGAAGAGACCCCGACCUUCCCCAGCCAGGCCCAAGCAAAAACCAGAGGAGUCAAAGACACCACAGCAGCAGAAACAAAAGGACCAAGAUGAACCUGAGGAGCUCGACUUCCUCUUUGAUGAGGAGAUGGAGCAGAUGGACGGCCGCAAGAACACCUUCACCGACUGGUCAGACGAGGACUCGGAUUACGAGAUCGACGACCGCGACGUGAACAAGAUCCUGAUCGUGACACAGACCCCGCCGUACCUGCGCCGCCAUCCCGGCGGGGACCGGACUGGCAACCACACCUCCAGGGCUAAGAUGAGCUCUGAGCUGGCCAAGGUCAUCAACGAUGGGCUGUACUACUACGAGCAGGACCUGUGGACGGAGCAGUUUGAGCCAGAGUAUUCGCAGAUCAAGCAAGAGGUGGAGAACUUCAAGAAGGUGAAUAUGAUCAGCAGGGAGCAGUUUGACACCCUGACCCCAGAGCCCCCCGUGGAUCCAAACCAGGAAGUCCCUCCUGGUCCCCCCAGGUUCCAGCAAGUACCUACAGACGCUUUGGCCAACAAACUCUUUGGAGUCCCCGAGCCUUCCACCAUCGCCCGCUCCUUGCCCACGACCGUCCCAGAAUCGCCCAACUACCGCAACGCCAGGACGCCCCGCACGCCGCGCACGCCGCAGCUCAAGGACCCGACGCAGACGCCCCGCUUCUACCCGGUGGUGAAAGAGGGCAGGACGAUAGAUGCCAAGACUCCGCGGAAGAGGAAGACGAGGCACAGUUCGAACCCUCCGAUGGAGUGCCACGUGGGCUGGGUCAUGGACUCCAGGGAGCACAGGCCCCGGACUGCCUCCAUCAGCUCCAGCCCCUCGGAGGGGACUCCGGCUGUGGGGAGCUAUGGCUGCACCCCGCAGUCCCUGCCCAAGUUCCAGCAUCCCUCACACGAGCUGCUCAAGGAGAACGGCUUCACACAACACGUCUACCACAAGUACCGGCGGCGCUGCCUUAACGAGCGAAAACGGCUGGGCAUUGGUCAGUCCCAGGAGAUGAACACGCUUUUCCGGUUCUGGUCCUUCUUCCUCCGAGAUCACUUCAACAAGAAAAUGUAUGAGGAGUUCAAGCAACUGGCUGUGGAGGAUGGGAAGGAGGGAUACAGGUACGGUCUGGAGUGCCUUUUCAGAUACUACAGCUAUGGGCUGGAGAAGAAAUUCCGGCCAGACAUAUUUAAGGACUUCCAAGAGGAGACCAUCAAGGAUUACGAAGCUGGGCAGCUCUAUGGGCUGGAAAAGUUCUGGGCCUUCUUAAAAUAUUCCAAAGCCAAAAAUCUGGACAUUAACAGCAAACUGCAAGAAUACCUCAGCAAGUUCAAGCGCCUCGAGGACUUCCGAGUAGAUCCACCCAUGGGGGAGGAAGGUGGACACAAGAGAUACCCUACGACGUCGGGGGGAGAUGGCAGGAAGCGCUACCCAUCCCAGUCUUCCAGCAAAACGGUCAGCCAGUGCCCAUCCAGCCAAGCCCACGCCUCACCCAGCCAGCCUGCACAAGAGGAUGCCAAAAACCUGAGCCAGCAAUCCCCUGCCCCAUCAGCUGCAGAGUCGCAGACAGUGGGGAAGUAGAGAGGCUGCAGUGUCCGCUUCCUGCCGGGGGUGGGGGGGUGGUGGGGAAUGGCUCGGAGAAGGGCAGACAUGAGGGGGUGGGACAGGAAGGGAGCUGGAAGGUGGGUUCCCAGGAAUAGGCUGCUUGGGAGAAACUUCAACGCACACGAUUUUCUUCUCUUGUGGCUGGAAAGCAAAGACGAUCUGCAUCCAAAACACCAUUUUGCUAUUACUACCCUGACCAGAGCCAGACCCGCUCCCACCAGACCCAACUUUUUCCCUUCUCUCUCCUCCUGUGCACACACUCAUGUCUUGAUGUCUCUUCAAAAAAAAAUGUGUUCUGGCUGGGUUGGAAAGGGGAGAUUUUUUUAUUAUUAUAUAUAUAUAUCAAGUUUUAAAUUAUUGCUAGAAGUUCGUCUGGAUUUACCAAAACAAGUCUGCUCUGUGUGGCCCCAACGAGUCCCCUCUGUGUCCCCCUCGGAUCGCGGGGCAGCCGCUCAGGAAGCUCGGAGGAGCGAGGUCCCCCAGUGGGGGGCCGAAGCCACAGCGUGUGACGAUGCUGCGGAGCCUCUGAUCUCCAUGACCCGGCUGGCGUCUCCCACUCCCGCGCGGCGCUGCCUCUCCAGCCCUGCUCGUCCUCCCGCUCCCUCCUCCCCAACGUCUUCACCUUCCCGAGGGUCUGGCUCUCCCUCUGUGCACCUCUCCCUUCUGUCACGGACAAUUUGGAAGUCAACCAAAGGACCUUUGCCGAGGAUAGGCGUGUUGUGACUCCUUCCUGCGAGGAUGGCUGGUUGGGAGGCUGGCAGGCACCCGGACUCGAGCCUGUGUGGACGGUGCACCCGCUGCCCCAGGAAUGCCCAUCGCUUGCAAAGACAGGACUUUGCUGAAGGAGCUUUUUUCUUCCUUUUCCCUUGGAAAAAAUGACAUAACAAAAAAAAAAAAACCACCUACAAACCCCUCUAAAACAACAACAGAAAAACUCUUUAAAAAAAGACACAUCUCCCUUUGCUUUCUUCCUUGGAAAUAUUACUGAAGAAAAAAAAAAGAAAAAAAACAAACAAAAAAACCCCAAAAACACACAAAAAAAAGUUGCCUUAUGGUGGAGCUGGACUGGGGAGGCUCGUUGGCUUCCUGCACCCUGGGGUGCACUGGGCUCUUGGCCCCCCCCAGGCCCAGAGACUCCUCACGGCAUUGCUGCCGAGCUGAUCUUCCUGCGGCCUUUCCUCCGACCCCGCAGCUCGCUCGGAUGCCUCCCCCAUCACGGAGCCUCCCUGCCAGGCCCGAGUCUCCUGGGGCAGGGGCUGAGGGCACUCACAUCCAGGACUCGUGCUCAGCUGUGUUGGUACUGUGGCAACCUUGUCCCCACCACAGCGACUGUUCUGUCAUGGCCUUGCUCCCACCCCAGCCCUCCCGGGGCAGGAGGUGCCUCUGCUCCUGUCUGUGCUUCCAGCGUGGUUGGGGAGUGAGCAGGGAGAUGGUCACAGCAGCUGGGGGCACUGCUCCUGGCUCUGAGCGAGGGCUGCUUCUGCUGUAGCCCGACAGGGAGUGAGGCAGCCCUGGGAAAGCUGCCCCACAGCAGUGCCUGGCUCAGGGCUGCUGCUGGGACUUGUGCAGGGGUGAGCAGGAGCCCUGCCUGGCUUUCCUUGUGUGUUGUGUUGUGGCAGGCACCUGCAUGGAGUCUCCCACUCAGGGCACAGCCCCUGUGCAUUUCCAAGGGCUGAGAUGACACCGUGUAGCUCCUUACUCAGCUGAGGCAGGGGGUGACUGCAGAGCUGCUGUGGCAUUUGCUUGAUUCAUCCUUACACCCAGCAUCAGGUGGACUUUGGCUGCCAGACCCUCCCCAGGCUGUGAGCUGGAUCCUUUGUGAGGGGUGUGUGUCAGGCAUGAGAUCUGGGAGAUGUCCAGUGCUACUUCUGGAGAUGCUCCAGAGGUAGCACUGGAAAGUUGUGUUCAUUUCCAGCCAGACCCGCUUGCCUUGCUGUCACCCUGCUCCUUCUGCUGGGUCCCUGGGCUACCAGGCUUGGCUGUGGCUCAGGCUCCAUCCCUGUGAGCACUGGAGCUGUGCUCCUGUGUGCAGUGUGGAUGCACCACCCCAAGGGUGCAGCUCGUUGUGUUGCUCUUUCUGCAAAGUCACAAGCUGGUACUGAGCAGUUUUCCCAAGGGAUCCAGUUGAUCCAGAGCUGUCUCUUAGCUGGGAGCAGUCAUCAUCUCUCCAUGGCUGUCCCUGUGUGGCUGCAGAGUGGGUGGUGAGAGCAGCCAGGAGCUGAGCAGGAGCAAGAGAGGAAGCACAGCCAAGCUGUCCAUCAGCAGUGGCUGUGGGUGCUCGUGGGGCCCUGGCUGAGGCCAUCACUUCCCAGGGUGACACUGCCUGCAGGAUGCUGCCCUGUGGGGGCAGGUGGGCUGGUCCAGGUGGAGUGGCUUCACGAACUGCUGCUAGAAUUGAAAGCACAGCUGGGUCUGAGAGGCUGGGGAGCUGCUGCCUGGCUGUUUCCUGGUGGUGUGAUCCUGCCCUGGUGCAUCCACCCCUGCCAUGCCACCUUGCAGCAUCCAAGGCUGUGGAUCUCCGUUAUGGCAGCAGUGCUCUGGGGUUGUGGGGAGGGAACUGGGCAAGAUGGGCAAAAGUAACACUUGUACAGUGCUGUGGCCGUGACUGUUAUCUCUGGAUUUCCCCUCUUGUGAGCUGGAGUCAGAUCUCUGAGGUUAUAUUUAUAGGCAGGUUUGUCCCAGAUUUGGGGAGGAGGAGGCUGCAGAGUCGAUCAAGGACAUUGUAGAUGUGUUGCUGGCUGUUGGCAAGUAGAGGCAGGUCUGGAUGUGCCACAGGUGAUCCUUGCUGCUGUGUCUGUGCUCCUUUUGUUGGCGUGUGUGCGUGGCUCUCUUGAAGCCAAUUGUCUGCGUUUCAGCAACAAAUUCAUAGGAAAUGGGGAGGGAUGAGCUGCUGCUAUGGAGUUGUUGCUUGUAGAGCAGACUGUGAAAUUGCUUGGGUUGUAGAAGAGGUAGGACAUUUCCCAGAGAAUUUCCCAAAACACUUGAUUUUAAAUAAUUUUUAAUUUCUGAUCCUGAGGCUCUAGUCUUGGCAUGGAAGUGUUUUCCCUUCCCCCUCUGCCAAGUCAGUGGUUUGUCACACUGGUGUGUGCACCCAGGGGAAGGUGGGUCAGAAGAGCAAUCCCAGUGGUCCCAGUCCCUCAGGUUUGUGGACCAUGUGCCUUGUUUUGCCGUCCAUGGGACAGCAGUGGGCAGGACAGAGCAGAGAUGGACGUGACAGCCCGAGGCAGCUGCUGCUGGCUCACUCCUGUCUUCCUGCAGGGAAGGGAGCACAGAACCAUUCCCUCCUGCUCCAUGCCAGGGUGGUGCUGGCAGAGGGCAGGGAGCUCCCCGGGUGCAAGGCUCAUGUCCCCACUGGGUAAAGGGACAGCUCUCCAGAGGGGUUUGCGUUUGAGGAAGCUCUUGCCCUUCUGCAGAGGAGGGAGUUAGGCCUUGCUUUUAGUUUGAAUGCCUCAGCUCCACCAUGUGUUGUGCUUUUUUGAAUUUUAGAGGACUGAGUGGUUGCACACGUGCUCCUGUGAGUGCUGAUUGUCCCACAGCCCACGAGAACUGCGUGGUGCUGGUGUCCAGCACUGGCAGAGCCUGGGGGGAGCCCCAGCUGCUUCUGGAAAGGCUGAGGGAGGCUGAGUCAGGGGAGCAUUCCUCAUCCUGCCCCUCUUCUCAGGAGGUCCUCCUUGCCGAGGUUAACUUGUUUAGGAUGCAGGUGGCUGAAACAGGUACACACCACAGCUGUGGUGUGGGGUCAGAGUGGAGGAGGUGGAAGGUGUGCUUUUGAGGAGGCUUUGUUGCUUUGCUGUGCUCAUUUGGGAAAAAAAAAUUAAAAAGUAAUGAUGCUGCUGCUCUGAUUUUGCCUGUCCAUCUCUUCUGCCCCCCUGGCACCUCUGAUGGCACCUUCUCACUGUAGCCCAUGGAGUCCCUGAGUUUUGGCACCUGCUGGGGACUGAUUGUUGUACUGUAACAAACUGAUGUGUUUAACCUCAGUGUCCUGCCACGUUCCACGUGGCAGUGCAGAGGGGGCCUUCUUGCUGUUAAUGCCUUCCCAGUUAUUUUAUCAAAAGGAACAAAAGGAAAAAAAAAAAGGAAAACUGUAAAUGUAGCAAGCUGUGUUUGCAAUGCUUAUUAAUAAGUCUCCUGUCUCUGAGGCUGGUUAUGUCACUUGUCACUGUUUGAAAUGAAUGCUGGGCUCUUCCUGAGAGGGUUGUUACACUUGAUGUUAAAUGCCUCACUGACUUUUUUAAAAGAUUCCAAUACAGGUAACAGAUAAGAGUUUCUUUCAUUUUUCUUUUUCUAAGCAAACGUUCAUCUCGGUGUUGUGGAGCGGCUGGCUGGAGGGCAGCAUUUCCAGGAGUAGUUUACAGUUUCACUUUCUGCAGACACUUGAACAUAGGACCGAUGUAUCUGUGACAAGCACAUCCCCUUGGUGGGAAGCUCCAGAGGAGCAGGGGGUGCCCUGGGUGCCAGCUGGCCCCUGGGGAGCGUGCUGGGGUCCCUCCAGCUCCCCACGCUGUCCUCCUGCUCUCCCCAGCUGGCAGCCCUGCACUGGGGUGGCUCGUGCCAGUGGUGCCCCUCGUGGGAGGGGGUGCUUGGCACCACUUGGUCCCUCAAGCCUCCCUGGUGCAGCCCUGCUCCCCAUCUUCCCCCUCAGCCUGUCCUGGUCCCACUGGGCUUGGAAACCUUUGGAUCUGUGGCUCAGAGACACCCACUGAGCUGCGUGCCAGCGAGUGCAGCCUUCUGCUCGCUCGCCUGGAGCUAAAGGGGUGAUGGUUCCAUGUGCUGGCCCUUCUCAAACCCUGUGUGUCCAACCUCAGCCUUCUGUUUCCCAAAACUAGAGAGUGUGUGCAACCUUCUUCAGCUGCAUUUAUAGUAGAGACAAACUUAAAAUGACUCAUCACAGACCAUGUAUCACUUGGGAGGAAAAUCUUGUUAAUACGGCCUGCUGUACAUGAUCCAUCUCUGUCGAUAGUACAUAAUCUUUGACCCAUGUGCUAGGAUCAUCAUCACGUAUAAAAGGAAAAGAGAAAAAUGUAAAAUACUUGAAUGAGAGCUUGUAUUAUAACAUUAAUAUUAUUCAGAGUAUCUGCUUUCUAGGCUGAUGUGAUUCAUUAUUCUAGUAAUGCUUUAGUCCUUUGUAAUUUGUGGUAAUUAUGCUUUUUCCUUUUUAAUACAAAAAAAUGUAUAAAAAUAAAAAGUUCAAAAGACA
Messenger RNA from Passer domesticus (house sparrow), 8475 nucleotides. It is a transcript of the gene LARP1, whose product is annotated as La ribonucleoprotein 1, translational regulator. The transcript has 20 exons. Gene Ontology annotation, molecular function: RNA cap binding. The record is from RefSeq and is a predicted model, not a curated record. NCBI's taxonomy places the organism in Eukaryota, Metazoa, Chordata, Aves, Passeriformes, Passeridae. The coding region runs from base 99 to 3254 and encodes 1051 amino acids. Gene Ontology annotation, biological process: positive regulation of translation; mRNA stabilization. Gene Ontology annotation, cellular component: cytoplasmic stress granule; cytosol.